GCCCCCGGAAGAAACACUAGCUGGCGCUGACGUCAGCCAUCCAUGCAAACAGACGGAGCCAGGCCGAUGUGUAGGAAUGUGUGGAAACUUCUUCCGUGAAUAGUUUGUGUACUAUUACAUCGAUAAUAUAGACCGAAUACCGACAAGGAGUGGAUACAGAUAUACGCCCUCCCAGCAUGGCUUCUCAGACGGUAUAUCCAAUGGGGUUGGUCAUGUAUGCCACCUCAGCUGGCAUGCCCAUGGUGGAGGAUGCCCAGGGGUUGGCUGAGCUUCCACAGAAUGAGCUGCCGGCCCCACAGCUGGUCAUGCUCGCCAACGUAGCCUGUGAAAAUCCAACAGAAGGGAAGGAGAUGAUGGAGCUUCAAACCGUCGGCAGCAGCAGCUACUCCGAUAGUGAAGACGAGAACAUCAUCAGAUACAGUUACGAUAGCCAUGAGAGAGAGAUGUGUAUUGUAGACUACCCAGAGUCUCCACGGGUGGCCCUUUCCCAGGUUGAGGAGAUUGACAAUGAAGUAGAAGAGGAAGAAGGGCUGGACCUGUCCAAACCCUCUGAACAGCGCCCUUCUAGCCCUCCCACCCCUUUUACCCCUUCAACCCCUCUGGGCAUGAUCAUGGAGUCAGCUAAGAAGAAGAAACCCUUCUUCUGUAAACCCUGCAACUACCAGGCCCAGCGAGAGGAGGAGUUUGUAACCCACAUCCAAAUCCACAGCGCCAAUAGGAUGAUCGUGGUGAAACGCGUGGAGGGGGAUAAGGCACGGGCAAAAGAGACUUUAGCGGGACCAGAUCAAGAGGUGGAGAACGGUGAUGGUGGGGCCAACAACAAAGGGGUGAUCCGCUGUGAGCGCUGCGGCUACAACACCAACCGCUACGACCAUUACAUGGCUCACCUCAAGCACCACGAAAAGGAGGGCGACGACCAGAGGGUCUACAAAUGCACCAUCUGCACUUAUACCACCGUCAGCCAGUACCACUGGAGGAAGCACCUCAGGAACCAUUUCCCCAGUAAGCUCUUCACCUGCAACCAGUGCUGCUAUUUCUCGGACCGUAAGAACAACUACGUGCAGCAUAUCCGCACCCACACAGGGGAGCGUCCUUUUCGAUGUCCGUACUGUGAGUACUCAAGCUCCCAGAAGACCCAUCUUACCAGGCAUAUGAGAACCCACUCGGGUGAAAGGCCUUUCAAAUGUGACCGCUGCAACUACCUGGCUGCCAAUCAGCAUGAGGUGACACGCCAUUCCAGACAGGUUCACAAUGGGCCCAAGCCCCUGUGCUGCCCCCACUGUCCAUACAAGACGGCUGAUCGCAGCAACUACAAGAAGCAUGUGGAGCUCCACCUCAACCCGCGUCAGUUCCUUUGUCCUGUCUGCAAGUACGCCGCAUCCAAGAAGUGUAACCUGCAGUAUCACAUCAAAUCCAGACAUCCCGGCUGCCCACAGAUUGCAAUGGAUGUGUCAAAGGUCAAGCUGCGUGUCAAGAAACCUGAUUCUGAUGAAUUCGCUGAUGAGUACACCAUCGUGAAUGGAAUUGCAAAGUUUGAGCUGUCUGCAAUUGAUGAGGAGGAGGACAUGGAGGAGAGACCAGAUAUCUCUGGAGCUGAUAAACAAUCAAGCCAUAUCAAUCUCUCAACCAAGAAGAGCAGCAAUCCCGGCCCUCUUCAAGCUGCAGAAAGUGUAGCAACAGACAAGACCCACAAGAAAUGUUGUGUCUCCCCUGUCAAAGAGACACCUAAAAAGGCAAAGGACAAGGCAGAGGCAAAGGACAAGGUAGAGAAAAAGGUAACACUGAAACGCAAGAGUACAGAGAUGAGCAGUGAGAAUACAAAGCAGCAUGUUACCCUGAAGGAGACAGCAGCUGCAGUUCAAACCACAGGUUAUAAAGUUAAGAGACGUCCCAAAAAACAGAUGAAGGGGAAAACGAGUGUUCAGGAUAAGAGUGAAAUAAAGGAAACUGUGGAAAAAGUUCAAAAGGCGAGUUUGGAAGAGGACGAUGUUGAGAAGGAGAAAUCAGUCAAGGAGACGUUAGAGAAAGACAUGCUGGAGAGGGAAAAUAUGGAGAAAGUGAAGGAGGAAAACAAGAAGCUGGAGAAGGAGAAAAAAGAGCAGCUGGGAACACUGAAGAAUGAGAGUGAAGGAAAAGAGAACAAAAACACAACAAAAUCUAAGAAGAGUCCUUCUAAAAAAAUUAAGAAAGUGGUUGAUAAGACUGUUGCAAAAGCACCUCAAAGUCUGGACGCACCAGUGGAAAAACAGGGAGAGAAGAGCAGGACGAAGCCGCUAAAGAGAAAGGCUGCAGAGGCCUUGGACUUAUCAAUGAAGGAAUCUCCUGAGGAGCCCUGCACCAACAUAAAGGCCAAACGGUUAAAAAUCAAGGCUGGUCACAAGUCACAAUCAAAAGCCAGUAUCUGCCAAAGCAUGACGACUGAGCCUUGCCCAGUGUCAGAACAGGAGAACCCAGCAAACCAGAUUAUGAACUCGACUGUGAAAAAGAGCAACAAGACAGAAGCAAGCUAUGAAGAGACCGAGGCUUCCAGUGAGAACAAGGGGUGUUCCAUCAUUGAGACCCCUAUUAGCCUCCCUGAAAACAAAAAGGGUCCAGCUACAAAGCUUCAGCCAACAGUUUUACAGGGAGAGCAGAAGGCGUCUGACCAGGAGACUGUCCCCGCUAUGCAUACCUCUACAUCUCAGGACACAACUCCACAGACUGAGCAGGCUAAGGUCGCCGACCAUUCAGAGGAAACUCCUACUCCUGAAGACGAGUCCCCAUCUCCCACAGAAAUUGACGGCUCUCCCGAUUUCAGACGGCCACAGGGAGAACCAUCAACACCAACAACACCCUCCCUGGAGCUCCCUAGGCCAAGAGGAAAGCCUACCGAAACUGAAGAGGACGAGGGCAUCCACAGCCAUGACGGAGGAAGUGAGAUCAGUGAUAGCGCCUCGGAGGGCAGCGACGACUCGGGGCUCAACGGACUGGCCGCUGCCGCAGGCAAACUGGCCAAUGACCCUGAAACUCCCACAGAAGAGAUUCCGACUCCAACUGAACUCAAGAGUCACAUGUGUAUUUUCUGCGACCGUACCUUCCCCUUGGAGGUGGAGUACCGUCGGCACCUGAAUCGCCACCUGGUGAAUGUGUACUAUCUUGACAAUGCAUCCAAGCUGGACCAGUGAGUGACUGCAGAGCAGGGGGCUUUGAUUUAUCCCAUUUUAAUCAGUUUCAGCAGUGUAUUCUUGUUUUACCCUUUCUACCUGUUAUAAAACAUAAUUGUCUGUGUAAACAUGUUGACACUACAUAUUCAGUUACCUUGCAUUAGUGCUCACUAGUAAGUACUGUAUAAAAUAUUAUAUGGUAUGCCUAAAACUCUGACAGCCAUUGUAAUACAGUUUUAGGCCGACUAGUUAAUUUGAUUAUUGGUGUCUGGGCUUUCACGGAUUGGUUCCCAGACAUUUUGACUAUUAAUUCUACAGUUCUUUUUUUCAAACAUGAUGGGAUGCCUUUAAUUUAAAUCAUAAAGGAUAUGUGAGUUAAUACGUGAAGUGGCCCCCUAAAAAAGUUCAUUGUUUGGCAUUUGGCUGAAACACCCAUCAAAGAAAAUAUGGGAUAUUAAUUUUGUUGCUUGUAAAUCUCAGAAUACUUGUAAAUCUCAUAUGGUUAUUCAACUACUGGUAUCUAAAAUCAAAUAGCAUUGUAUAUAUCUUACAUAUAUAGUGGUUGAUAGUCAAGAAAUCGCUACACCUUGCCGGUUGAGUUUCUGUAUUAGAAGAAGCCACCAAGAGACGAGUUGCACCAGUUUUUUGUAUUUUUAUCCAUCAGCCCUGUUGAACAACAAUAGUACAUCUAUUAUGAAAGGAAGUGGUACACUUUUUCAAUGAAGUACCAAAGAAACCCCUUCAUUCACACGGGGAUUAUAUUAGAAGGACCCAGGUGGUCCUGUUGUGUGAGUCCACUCCAGUGAAGUGGUCUGUGCCUUAAAUGGGGAAGAGGGCUGCAUGUUCAAAGUCGGCACACGUGUAAGUUGUCCACUCCACCAUUUAGGGAGCACUUGACAACUACUUUAAUUUCUCUUUUUAUUGACAUCAAUAGAGAUUUUUUUUAAACAUUGUAUAAAUCAAUGAUCAAUCUUCACAAUGGACUAAUUAUAAAAAAAUCUCUUAAUUACAAAAAAACUUGACUUACACUCAAAUUGAUGAACUAUGAAAUUGAGUUUUUUUUUUUUUGGUUAAUCCGGUACAAUGGUGGCGAAAUGUGUAUAGAAUUGUUUCUUGAGUUAAUGUUUGAAAUAUGUUGUCACUUUUUGAAUAUCCAAGUAAAUGUAGUCAUACAAAAAAACUCAUACUACUCAUUAAUAAAUGCACAACUCUGUGGAAGGUAGGGUGUUCCUAGUGUCAGCCUACUGGACCUUGACAUUUGUAGCCCUCUCGAACUUAAGAUAUGGAUAGAGUUUUUCUGGGUGGUAUAAAACAGAAACUAUGUUGCUAUCACUGACAGAAUAGACAGCUAACAUUGAAAACAAGUUGUGAAAUGGAAGUUUGAACACACCAUUAUCAGUUUUGUAUCUGAUUCAGAAAAAGUCCAAAGAUAUUUUUAUUUUUUUACAGUUGAGCCUGCGAAGAUGCCCGUAGUUCUACAUUUUCUUCUUUUUUUUUUACUCUUCAGUGCCUUCGACAAUCAGUAUUUUAUGUUUUUGCAUAUUAACAGUGUAGGUUUCUGUUAAUUGAGUCACAUUCUUUGUACACUGUAAGAGUUCUGAUUUCAAGUAUAUUGUUGUUACAUCAUGUCUAUCUUUAUAACCAUUCCUUGAGGUUUAGUUGUAAUUGUUUGAUUUCUCUGACUGUUGAUGUUUUUAUUACCCCACUCAUCUGUUUUUACAGAAUUGUACUUCCAAAGCGUAGCCUGUGAAAUACUUAAUUCAUAUGCAUUUAGUUUUCUGUACUAUGAGGUGAUUGUUAGACUGAGCUAAUAAAAUAAAAAAAUGCCAUGUGUACUCUUAGUAAAUUCAGUGCAAUAUAUUUUGGGUGUGAUGCCAAAGUGAGAAGAUAUAGAAUUAUAAAGAUGUAUGUCUUGAGUAUCCUGACUAUUGGAAGGAACAUACUAUACCAGGGUUCCCUGGGAAACUGGUCCAAUUUAGCCGACGUGCUCUUGAACCGGUCUAUAAAUGCAGUUUCCCAGGGAACCCUAUCUAGACAGUUAGAUUCCGUAGCACUGUAAAUGUACACCUUUUAUCUCUUUGUUCACUUACUGUAUUGUGCUUGUUAGUGGAUAAGAACUGUAUUUCAGUCAUUGUAACCAUUUUGCAUUCACAUUGUAAUCAUAUGUACCAUAAAACUUCAAUUAAAUGCUGAGUCUCAAAUUGCCAGCCGCAUGUUCAUUUUAAUAGCUGUGAAUCGGCGCACGUUUCAGCAAAUAAACGCAUGUUUCAAAUGAAUUCCCGGGUCUAAUGAAUUCCUUACGAUAUUCCCAUGUGCAUUAAUUAUUUAUUUUUAUUCUGUCAUUGUUGCUAGCCAUGUCGCCACCAAAAAGAAAAAACUACAUUAAAUGAAUGUUGCUGAAGGGUGAAUUUGGGGUGUUUGAUAUGCAGCCUUUGCUAGUCUGAUCUGUGAUGGAUUUGUUAUUAUGUUUAUACUGGUCACAAACAGUGUGGUAGUCUUUACAACAUUUUAUUGAGGAAAAGCUGUGUGCAUUAGGAAAUAGAAGCCUGGCUCAAAUAAGCGCCGGUUGUGUUCAGCGAUUAAAGAAAAUACAUGCCCAGGCUAUUUUUAUUUUUUUUACUGUUAGCUUAUACCUGUCAUUUGCAGUUAGUGAAGAAAUGUACUCUUUCAACAUAAUUGACAACUAACUUCUAUUAAUACCUUCACCAAAGUGGGGAGUUAUUGGCCGUUGUCCCUAAGACUUUUUGAAAACAAUUGGCUGUUUUAAAAACCACUUUGUGCAGUUUAAAACAAUGCAUCCUGUACCAUUUUCUGCUCUACACUUUUUAAUAAAAGUUGGCCUGUU
This is a messenger RNA of Oncorhynchus keta (chum salmon), 5988 nucleotides long. RefSeq names its product RE1-silencing transcription factor B-like. Gene Ontology annotation, biological process: regulation of gene expression. The record is from RefSeq and is a predicted model, not a curated record. Gene Ontology annotation, cellular component: nucleus. The transcript is spliced from 4 exons. Bases 177 to 3164 code for a protein of 995 amino acids. Lineage: Eukaryota; Metazoa; Chordata; Actinopteri; Salmoniformes; Salmonidae.